Messenger RNA from Penicillium waksmanii, 354 nucleotides. RefSeq lists its product as uncharacterized. The transcript is spliced from 4 exons. The record is from RefSeq and is a predicted model, not a curated record. The coding region runs from base 1 to 354 and encodes 117 amino acids. Lineage: Eukaryota; Fungi; Ascomycota; Eurotiomycetes; Eurotiales; Aspergillaceae.
AUGAAAUUCUCGCUCCCUUUCUGUCUUGCUCUCGUUACAUACAUCACGCCUGCCUUGGCUGAUGGUGUGGCUGCGGAGGUGAAUAUCAAAUACAUAGAUGGAGGAGAAGAUCCAAUUAGUAUCCUCCCCGAUACUGGCUGUUACGACACUGAUUAUCCCACUACAAGUGUGAGAAGCAUUGAUGUCAGCCAAUUAGGAGAUGAUCGCCCUAAGUGUAUCUUUUACACGGAACCGGGCUGCCAGGGAGACGACUGGACUAUCGAAGUCCCUAAGACUGCCGAGGACGGAAAGAAGACGCAGAGGUUCAGCAGGCCAUUCUAUGUGGCUAGCUUGGAGUGUUUUAAGGCUGAGUAG